UCACAGCUGUCAAUCAGAGUUGUCCAUAAAUCUGCGUGACUCCGUCAGCUUGGGGAACAUUGCGACAUUCAAAACACGAUCUCUCUUCAGGAUAUCGUCUUAGGUCCACUCUGUUCUCCAGCUGUGGGAGACGAGCUGAGUACUUUUAUCGCAAUCAGUGACAAACAUCGCUCUAGUCAGGACUCGACCUCACCUCCUUUAAGCUGGAUUCGAAAGUCCAGCGGUUAGUCCUGAUUCUCAGAGUGCUCUCAACGCCUUCAAGAUGUCGCAAGCGGCGCUGCUCCUCCUCCCUGACGGCGGGGUCAAGCUGUUUACGGAAAGAACCCGCGUAUCUGACAUUAUGAAAGAGCAUCCAGGCUUCGCCGUCGGCUCUUUCACCUCCGCUCGCGAAAACCUCCCCGCCGAGAAACUACUGCGAUCGGGCAGCAGUUACUUCCUCCAUCGGGUUACCAACUCGAUGGGGGGCUCUGACCCUGGGAACUCCGACGACGGAGCGUUCAGCGGGUUCCCGCGCACCAGGUCUUCCGCAAGCGCGCCGUCGAUACGUGGCGAGCCGCUCAGCCCCGAACAUUCCUCGCCGGAUCUUCGCCAAACGUCGCCAUCGCAAUCGGGUAGCGACAAUUUCCGUGGCUUCACGGGGUCGCUGAACCUCGUGAAAUCGUCGACCAUGAUCCCUCGCCGAGCGUCGCUAGCAAUUGAUACAUCCACUCGAGAAGUCUUAGCAGCAUUCGCGCACCACCACCACCAGCAACAGCCAAGGCAGGUCAAGCAGGAGCUGCAAACCGUCGCUCACAUCCCGCGGAACCCUCAAUCCGCGGGGAUUCCUAGGUCACCCCGCGCUGUUCGAUCCACCACUCCGUCUCUCUCGCCCUGUUCGUCCAUCACGCCAUCCCCUCGACAACUUUCGCCACGCGAGACGGCUAACGAUCUGCUGAGCCCGCGUUACCAGGAUUUCGCCGCGUGGUCGACAAGUACCACCUCAAGCUGUGCCGCGGACCUGACCAGGGUACAGUCCGAAACCUCCUUCCGUCCAGACACCAAUUUCGAUCAUAACCCUUAUCGGGAGGCUGGUAAAGCCGGUAAAUCCGCUACGACGGGCGUAACUGGAGUAAACAAGAGCGGCGUUCAGGGACGCAUUCUCAAGUGGAAGAUUCAAGACGACGCGACGUCUGAUGCCAGGGAAGGCCGACGCUUGAGCUGCGCAGUGGAUCUAACGGCUACGCGGCUACCGAUGGCGGGAUCCUAUGGCAAGAGUAGUGCUAGGGCAAGCAUAAGUGGAGUUCGUCCACUGUACGUAAGCGGGGGCUUCUAGCCUCUUUCUGUACAGCUGGUUCCUGCUGAUUCUGUAGUAGUUAUGCCCAUAUUCGCAUAGGGCGCCAAUAUGUGUGCACAUUUGUUAAAUAAAUGGUUACGUAUAUUCUGCUUUGAAACAUUGUUUGUUAUGAGGGAGACCGAAUCUUAGGAUGCAUAUUUCAUUAUUAUUUUAAAG
Molecule: messenger RNA, 1489 nt
Organism: Closterium sp. NIES-67
Lineage: Eukaryota; Viridiplantae; Streptophyta; Zygnematophyceae; Desmidiales; Closteriaceae
Source: the annotation of a GenBank genome assembly